UGGAUUGAUUAUCUCUUUUUUGAAAAUGUUAGUUACUUUUAUCAGUUGGAUUUUCGUCGUAGUGCAUCAUCAAAAUUUCAACUUCUUCGAACAUUAUGUCAACAAGCAAAAGCAAUGACUGAUGAUUAUUUGGAAGAAUUUUAUUCAGAACAACUCAUAACAAAUCAAAUAAUUUCGAAUAGUUCAUUUCAUAUACAAGUAGACGCAUUUAUAGACAUGUAUAAACGAACAAUAACAUCAGUGUGGAAGAAUUCAUUAGGAUUAAUUAGAUCAACUAUCAUAGCAAACCAUUUAUUUUCAGCAAUCGAAACACGCUCUGUAUAUAAAAUUAUAGAUUGGAGUCCGAAUGGCACGUGGAUGCAUAUGGGAACGAUUAUGUAUCAUGAAGGAGCUUCAGCAUUUCCCGUAUUCAACUGUUUCCAUGAUAAUUUCCAGUUCCGUCAGUUACCUGAAGGCAUUUAUGCAGAUAUUGAUCGUUACGACUGUGCUGGAUCACUCUUCUGGGAAGACAAAGAAGAACUAUGCAUGAGUGGAAAUACUAAUUAUAUUGAUACAGAUUUUUUUUGUGCUUGGAAUGAAUGCAGUGUAUACGGUGGAUUAUAUGCUGUUUUGACAUUAAUUGUACCAAAUAUUGUGACAUUUAUUCGAAGACAAAAACGAACAGAAUCAGAAGAUGCAAAUAUUAUUCAAAUACCACGAUUAGCUCGUCUACGAAUAUCAUUUCGUUCAAUCGUUAAUGUAUUAUGGAAUGUAAAUAUUUUCGAUAGCUAUUCAUCCGAUGAAUAUCGACGAAAAAGUGAACGUAUUUCAACAAAAAGUUAUUUUCUUCUAUUAAUUAUUUGUUUAAUUAUAUUUACAACCUAUACAGUAAUAGAAUAUCAAGAAAAAACAAUAUCUAUCCCAUAUCCAGAACAAACUAAGUUUGAACAAAUGAAAAAUAUGUCAUUGACAAAUCUUCAGUGUCCAUGCGAUCGCAUCGCAACAAAAUAUUCAGAAUUCAUUAGUUUUAAUCCAAUAUUCCAUCAAGUAUGUUCAGGUAUAUCUAUGCUCGACUAUGACUAUGGUGUCAUGUUCAUAUUAUACGUGUCUGAUAUUAGAGCAAACUUUCAGGUUAUUGCAAAUUCUUUUUUUGUCAUUUUAUCUGCUUUGUGCAAUUCAAGUAGAGAAACAGUUGCAAAUAAUAUAGGACAACUUAUUGAAACAGAAUAUGUUACAUCUGAAGUUAUGGAAGAGAAUAAAUUCAAUCAAGAAAUGGUUUCCUUCUUAGGAUUAUUUAUUGAUCAAACAGAACAAUCUUUUCAAGAACAAUUAAAUUUACUUCGAAGGGUUAUUGCGGGAAAUAAAGUACGUUAUGCACCUCGAGGUGUGUUUAUUACUGAUGACAUGCUUUUGGAUACUCUAAUGCUAGACAGUUUCGUUGUCUAUAACAAUUCAGUAUGUUCUUGCGCAACUGAUCUCAUGUGUCCGCAACAAAUGUUCGCUCGACACACAAACAGAAGCGAGGACAUAAAUCUGCCUGGUAUUUACCGUGGUUGUUAUCCGAUUGAUAUGUUAUUUCUGUCAACUAUGGAAUGUUUUUAUAAUGAAACAUGUAUGCACCAUAUCAAAGUUCCCGCGUGGGAGAAUUUUGGUGUCUAUACAAAAUUCAAACCCUUGGAGUACAAUGAAACAAGUCGAUAUAGCAUAAAUGAAACACUUGAGACAUUUAUUAGAAAUCUGUUUAUUGAAAAUUGGAAUGAAAAUUAUUCGUAUAGUUCAUAUUACAAUCAAUGUAGCCCAGCAUAUUGCUCAUAUAUUAUUCGACAACGACUUGGUUUUAUUGAUAUUUUAAGAAGAGUGAUUGGUUUCUACGGUGGAUUAACGAUUAUUUUGAAAAUCUUAGUACCAAGUUUGAUCAAACUACUUCGACGAAAAUCAAGAAGAGAAAUAGGUAAGAAUUAA
Messenger RNA from Adineta ricciae, 1941 nucleotides. The record is from the annotation of a GenBank genome assembly. Lineage: Eukaryota; Metazoa; Rotifera; Eurotatoria; Adinetida; Adinetidae.